AUGGAUGUCACGUUGGCCGAUGGCAGCAGAGUUAAACAAGAGAAAUGGGGACGACUAACAAUUAAGCUUAGAGCGCAAAUGUACCAUAAAUUAGUGGGAAUAAUUCUUUCCGAUGCAAAACAAGUAAUCUUAGGAAUCCCAUACUUAUUGGACCACAAAGCGAAACUACAUUUAGAAGAGGGAUGGAUUCAGUUGGACGGAGAAUGGUUUCAACUCUGCAGGACGAAUAAGCCAUUAAAGGUAUUUCAAUCUUCAGUUUCUUGCGACCAACAUCAAGAUGCGAAAGAAAGAUUAGCGAGCCAACUGCAAAGCAUAGAUCAGAUAAACGUGAGGGAGCAAUUGAGAUCUAUACUCCUACGAUUUGUCGAUGUUUGGAAAGAUGAUGCUAUUGGUCGAACUACUGUAAUUCGUCAUGCUAUUCAUGUGACAACGAACCGACCAAUAGCUUGCAGAUGCAGGAAGUACUCCGAGGAACAGAAAAAAAUUAUCGAAACAGAAGUGAAAUCGAUGAUCGAGAAAAAUGUCAUUCGACCCAGUGAAAGUCCCUACGCGUCUGGUGUAGUUUUAGUUAAGAAAAAGACUGGAGAAUGGCGGUUUUGCAUUGACUAUCGGCCUCUAAACCAAGUUACUCUGAAAGAUGAAUUUCCACUCCCAAGAAUAGACGACCUUCUAAGAACUAUUCGAGGAUCUAAAUGGUUUAUUGCUCUAGACAUGCGAGCUGGCUACUGGCAGGUCGCCAUGGAAACUAAAGAUAUACCAAAAACCGCCUUUAAGACACCCAAUGGUCUGUUCGAAUUUACAGUUAUGCCCUUUGGAUUGAUUAACGCGCCCGCCACUUUCCAAAGAAUGGUGGAACGGCUGUUUGGAGACCUCUGCUGGGAUGGAGUCCUAGUUUAUUUAGAUGACAUAUUCAUUCACGCACCCGAGCUUAAUCGAGCAUUACAACUAUUAGAGAUCGUCUUAACAAGACUCCAGCAGGCUGGUCUACGCCUAAGACUUUCCAAAUGUUGUUUUCUACCAAAACAGAUAGAAUAUUUAGGUCAUGUAAUCCAAGAAGGGAUACUAGCCCCACAGCCGAAGAAGAUUGAGGCUCUUAAAAUUUUGGGAUCCCCUGUAGACAAAACCACCCUUCGACAAGCUCUCGGAAUGUUCGGUUAUUAUCGGAACUUUAUCGCUAAUUACGCCCAAUUAACCAUUCCUCUGACAAGAUUAAUGAAGAGAGACCGAGAGUUCAGUUGGGGAACAGAAGAAGAGAAGGCAUUCACACAAUUGAAAGACCGAUUAGGAAGCGCCAUUUUAUCGAAUGAAUGGCAAGAAGGACCCUUGACUGUGGAGACUGACGCAAGUGAUUAUGCCGUAGCUGGAGUCCUGUCAUUUAAUCGAGAGGGUAUCGUCGUACCAAUCGAGUUUAUGUCUAAAACAUUGACAGAAGUAGAGCAACGAUGGCCCACAAGAGAAAAGGAAGCAUACGCUAUAGUUGUAUCCUUAAGAAAGUUUGAUACGUUUCUACGUGGAAGAAGGGCUGUAGUCUUCACUGAUCAUAAAAGCUUGCAGUGGAUGUUUAAUGCAAAGAAAGGAAAGAUCGCCCGCUGGGCUGCGACACUUCAAGAGUACGAUCUAAAGAUAAAACAUAAGAGCGGACGUGAAAUACUUCAUGUGGACGCAUUGAGUCGAUUGCACCACGAUGAAUCAUUAAUAGAAGACCGAAUGGUGUUUAGUGUCGAAUUAGACCGUACCGAUUCCCCGUUACCUACGUUGCAGAUGAUAAAAUCGGUUCAAGGAACUCUAUCCGAGUCAGAGCGCAUACGAUAUGGAUUGACCAUUAAACGUGGACUGCUAUUCAGACAAAAUCAAAUUUAUGUUCCAACCGAGCAAGCAACAGACAUUAUCAAAUAUUUCCAUGAGAAUGGAAUUGGCUCCCAUUGUGGGGUAAUUAGAACUUACAAACGAUGUCGACAAUUAUUCUGGUGGCCCAAUCAGUUACCGUCAGUUCGAGAAUAUUUAAGUUCGUGUUUGGUCUGUCAGCGGCGUAGAAGUGGCAAAGAGCGAUUUCAAGGAUUGUCUCGACAUCUUCCCCUCGGAAAGGUGUUUGAAUCGGUUCAUAUUGAUUUCUGGGAGCCUACUAUAGGAGACCUAAAGAUAAUGACUAUGAUCGACAGAACUUCACGAUGGGUUGAAGCAACAUACGUUAAAGACAAAACAGCAGAGACAGUGGUAUCUACUUUUAUCAGAAUGUGGGUGUCUCGAUACGGUGUUCCUCGUCAGAUCAUAUCAGACAACGAUAAAGCCUUCCAAGGUCUAAUGAUGCAGGAGCUAGCUAAAUUAAUUGGUAGUGAUCUUGUGGCAAUCACUCCUUAUCACCCAGAAGGAAAUAGCCCAGUCGAAUCGUUUCACAGGCACCUAAGGAAACAUCAUCAACGUAUACUACAAAAUGAGAUGUUAGACCCAGAAGAAGGCCUUGCUCUAACACUAUUCUUGUAUCGAACGAGCUAUCAUACGUCGUUAGAAGAUACACCCGGACACUGGCUUUUCGGUGUACCUGUGGCUACCCCACGAGAGAGAGAAAUAUACGAUUUAAUCUAUGAUUCAAAUGCCGAGAGGACGGAGUGGUUCAAUAGUGGACGAGAUAAUGAUAUAACCUGCAUGGAGGAUCAAGCAAUACGUCAUGCAGCAUCGCAGAAUAAAAAAAGGAGUCAUAAACAAAUUGAGGAAGGCGAUUUGGUUAUCACAAAAGAUUUUAGACAAAUCAGCCCCAAGAUUUGGAGUCUUCCACAACGAGUAGUCUCCGUAAGUGAUCUAGGUUACAGCGCUCGAGUUAAAGAUUUCAAAUCUGGCAAGGUACAGACGAGACAUCUUACUCAUUUAAGGAAGAUCAACAGUCCUUCUACCCCCGAACAACUGGACUUCUGGUUACAAGAAUUUGAGAACGCAAAUCUUCCUUUAUCACGCGAAGACCUUCUCGAACAGGUGGGCCUUCCUUUGAGUAAAACAAGAACCUCGCCUACUCGAAAUGAUUCGGAUCACUGUUCUGAUGACACCGGGAGUAAUGGCACAAUUGUGCUAAUCGGCGAUACAUCCACGAGCGAGGGCAGUCCCGCUAGUCCAAGAGUAACAUCCACGCUUAAAGGUCUCGAAUCGUAUCGACACCCAUCAGAGAUCAGGCGGUUGCGUAAGGCUUUUCGUGAUGAGCCAGUGGAAUGGAUCGAUGGAUAG
This is a messenger RNA of Gregarina niphandrodes, 3213 nucleotides long. Its product is annotated as putative retrotransposon protein. Lineage: Eukaryota; Apicomplexa; Conoidasida; Eugregarinorida; Gregarinidae. The transcript has a single exon. The record is from RefSeq and is a predicted model, not a curated record. Gene Ontology annotation, biological process: DNA integration. The coding region runs from base 1 to 3213 and encodes 1070 amino acids. Gene Ontology annotation, molecular function: nucleic acid binding.